CUGUUGGACAUUGAUAUCUCAAGUAAGUUUAUCAAAACUUUUGGCAAAAUUAUCAAUUUCAUAAAUGUUGAUUUUUACAAAAAAUUGCCUGUUAAUAUGUUUCCAGAAAUUUACUCAAUACAAAUUCUUCAAAAAGGCUCACCCAUCUUAAAAAAACUAAAAAGCGUUUUCUUAAAAGUCUCGACGUUCCGGGAAUUCCCGGGAUUCAGUUUUGUUCAAAACUAUAAACCGACUUUAUAA
Molecule: messenger RNA, 240 nt
Organism: Parnassius mnemosyne (clouded apollo)
Lineage: Eukaryota; Metazoa; Arthropoda; Insecta; Lepidoptera; Papilionidae
Source: the annotation of a GenBank genome assembly